GUAGCUGCAGCAAAGUCCACUUCCAUCUGCCUUACCGGUGGCAGAUGUUUAUUGGUGAAACCUGGACGGACUUGAAGCCCAUGGAGAUGAUCGAGGAAGCCUACUCUGACCCCAGAAUCCACGUCUGUUCUGUAGGAAGUUAUACAAUCAAUUUUCGGGAAAUGAGUUGUGAUUUCAUUCCUAUCCGACGCCUUUCCACUCCUUCUUCUGUCACCAAGCCAGCAUCUGUCUUCACCACCAAAUGGAUUUGGUAUUGGAAGAAUGAAUCUGCCACAUGGAUUCCGUAUGGAGAAGAG
This is a messenger RNA of Mandrillus leucophaeus (drill), 296 nucleotides long. RefSeq names its product zinc finger CCCH-type antiviral protein 1-like. The annotation marks the transcript as partial. Lineage: Eukaryota; Metazoa; Chordata; Mammalia; Primates; Cercopithecidae. The transcript has 2 exons. The record is from RefSeq and is a predicted model, not a curated record.